GCCGCUCUCCCGUAAAUCUGCGCAGCGCAGUGCGGCAUUUAAUGCUCUCCAACCUUUGGUCUCCCUCCCAAACGCUCCCCCAUUCCCCCCUCUCGCCCACCGGCCACCGGGCGCCAGCCCACAGAUGCGGUCGCGACCACCGCGGCAAGAGCGAAUCCAUGGCGAGAGCGAGCAGAAGCCGCGGGCUCGGUGCUUGAGCGCUUGAUCCUGGGAAGUUCCGGUAGUGAUCGCGUCCCUUGGCGCGAGGAGGAGAGCAGGAAGGCAAAAGGAGGGUUCUUUGUUCUUUCUCGUGUUUCUUCUGCCGAUUCUGCUUUUCUUGGGAGUGGCAAUGAGGCGGCACGGGUGGCAGCUCCCGUACCAUCCUCUCCAGGUGGUGGCCGUGUCCGUGUUCUUGGCGCUGGCGUUCGCGUUCUACGUGUUCUUCGCCCCCUUCGUUGGGAGGAAGGUGUUCCAGUACGUGGUCAUGGGGCUCUACACUCCGCUGGUUUUAUGUGUCUUCUUUCUAUACAUCUGGUGUGCUGCAGCGAACCCAGCAGACCCAGGGGUCUUCAAAUCAAAGAAGUAUAUGAGCUUGUAUGGAAGUGGAAAACACAAAUAUCUGAAGGAAUCCAGAAAAGGUGUUUCAGAUACUCGGUUGCAACUAGAGGGAACUGGAGGAAAGCAAGAACAUGAGGUCGCAGUGUCUAGUGAGAAGUCAAUGACUCAACAAAAGGAAAAGAAUCCAUCUUGCUGCAGUUCUACUUUCUCCGCAUUUCUCCUUAUAUUCUACCCUCUCUCUUCUGUUUUCUCCUGCUGCCAAUCACAUGAAUGUCCCUCUGAGCAGCAAGCCAGUGAGGAAGGGAUGUUUUUCUGCAGCCUAUGUGAAGUCCAGGUGUUGAAGUAUAGUAAGCACUGCAGAGUUUGUGACAAAUGCGUAGAUGGUUUUGAUCAUCACUGCCGGUGGCUCAACAAUUGUAUUGGAAAAAGAAACUAUAGGAGGUUUUUUGUUCUAAUGUCUACUGCCCUUGUCUUGCUUAUCCUACAAUCAGCAAUUGGAGUACUGGUGCUAGUGCUAUGCUUCGUCGAGCGGAAGGAAUUCUCUGUUCAAAUUGUCUCAAAGCUAGGGAGCAGCUUCUCCUUGGUGCCCUUUGUGAUUGUGGUGGCAUCAUGUAGCAUCCUAGCCAUGGUUGCUUCACUCCCGAUUGCCCAACUUCUUUUUUUCCACAUUCUUCUUAUCAAGAAGGGAAUCAGUACAUAUGACUACAUCAUUGCCCUGAGAGAGCAAGACCAAGAAGAUGUUAGUGGGCAGCAGAGUCCACAGAUGUCUCGUGUAAGCUCCUACACUGGACUCAGCAGUGCUAGUUCCUUUGGCCCACUUCGUCGUGGUUCGUGGUGCACUCCUCCAAGGCUGUUUCUUGAAGAUCAGUAUGAUGUUAUUCCGUCAGAGGCUGGCUCUUCGCAUAAUUCUGCUACCAAGAGAAAAGGAGAUGAAGUAAGGAGGAAGAAGGGCUCAGGGGCUGUGAAAAUAAGUCCAUGGGCAUUGGCUCGUCUUAACGCGGAAGAAGUUUCCAGAGUUGCUGCAGAGGCACGGAAGAAGUCCAAAGUUUUAGUGCCUAUCAGAAAAGACGACUAUUCACGAGGCCAUGAAACAGAUAGUAGCUAUGGAGGUAUGAGCAGUGGCAGGAUUGAUCUAGGCCCUGAUAGCAAGAGGAGAACGAACAGAAGAGGAAGACAGCCCAGUGAUCUCUCUCUCAAACCUGUUGCAAAGAUAUCUACAGAUGCUAUUGAUAGUACAGGCAGCGAAAUGCCCCCUGAAGCACUGUCCAGUUUAGCACCACUGCAACUCGAGGCACGGAGCGCCUUCCAUCCUAGUAGAGCUGCAUCUUCCGCAAACGUAGGCGGAUCAUCUCCAGAUAGCAGUUUGGAUUCGCCUGAUCUGCACCUGUACCGAGUCUCAGCUGUCUCCUCAUCUGGUGCUGAAGACCUGCAACUGACAGCCCUCACUGCCCCAGGAUGCACUCCACAGCAAGGGAUCGAGUUGUCGAGAUCGACCAGCGACGGGUAUGAAGCAUCAGGGGGUGAAGACAGUGACCGCAUUCCGUCAAGGAUAGUGCACCGCUCGUCGAACUGGGCAAGCAUCAUCCUCAACUCCGAUCAGAGUGCGUCCUCAUCAGGCAUUCUCGUGCCAAAGAACAGAUUGUCCUGACUGACUUCAGACCAACUCCAUGUUCAGCUUCAUUCAUAUCAUUCAGAUGAAUGAAGAUUGUAAAUGAUCGGCCGACAACCAGAGAUUCCAGUAUCUGACCUCGUUUGACGUUGAUAUCAAAACUUGGCUCAGCAAUGGUUGGAUACUGUAAAAUUGUUAAUUUUUUGGUAGUUUCUGAGUUGCUAGAUAGGCAGUUUCUGAAUUUCAUCAAUUGGGAGCUCAGGCGCUUGUACUUUUGCUGUCAGAUGACAAUGAACCGAUUUAUUUAGAGGUCGAUACCUUGGAUCUCUUGGAUCAA
This is a messenger RNA of Panicum hallii, 2483 nucleotides long. RefSeq names its product probable protein S-acyltransferase 22. Bases 329 to 2185 code for a protein of 618 amino acids. Gene Ontology annotation, molecular function: protein-cysteine S-palmitoyltransferase activity. Gene Ontology annotation, cellular component: endoplasmic reticulum; Golgi apparatus. Lineage: Eukaryota; Viridiplantae; Streptophyta; Magnoliopsida; Poales; Poaceae. The record is from RefSeq and is a predicted model, not a curated record. The transcript has 9 exons. Gene Ontology annotation, biological process: protein targeting to membrane; peptidyl-L-cysteine S-palmitoylation.